Molecule: messenger RNA, 1149 nt
Organism: Asparagus officinalis (garden asparagus)
Lineage: Eukaryota; Viridiplantae; Streptophyta; Magnoliopsida; Asparagales; Asparagaceae
Product: peptidyl-prolyl cis-trans isomerase CYP57
Exons: 6
Coding region: 112-1149 (345 amino acids)
Biological process (GO): protein peptidyl-prolyl isomerization; protein folding
Cellular component (GO): catalytic step 2 spliceosome
Molecular function (GO): peptidyl-prolyl cis-trans isomerase activity
Source: RefSeq, a predicted model, not a curated record
CGUGGGCCCGUGGCCCGUUUGAAUCACACGCUUUACUGGCCGAAACCCUAACCCAGUUCACCUCGCAGAAGCCCAGGAGGAGGAGGAGGAGGGCGAGGACGAUCACCGGCGAUGUCGUCGAUCUACGUGUCGGAGCCGCCGACGAAGGGGAAGGUGGUGGUGAAGACGACGGUGGGCCCCCUCGACAUCGAGCUCUGGCCCAAAGAGGCCCCGAAGGCCGUUCGAAACUUCGUCCAGCUUUGCCUCGAGGGUCGCUACGAUCGCACCAUCUUCCAUCGUGUCAUCAAGUCGUUUCUCGUUCAGGGCGGCGAUCCCACUGGCUCCGGUACAGGUGGUGAAAGCAUUUAUGGGGAUGUUUUUGCUGAUGAAUUCCAUUCACGUCUAAGGUUUAACCACAGGGGUCUAGUUGCAUGUGCUAAUGCGGGGUCACCUCAUUCAAAUGGAAGUCAGUUCUUUAUAACGUUAGACAGAUGUGAUUGGCUAGAUCGGAAAAAUACAAUUUUUGGAAAGGUGACUGGCGAUUCCAUAUUUAACCUUUUAAGGCUGGGUGAUGUAGAGACAGAUAAUGAUGAUCGGCCACUGGAUCCACCACCGAAGAUACUUUCCGUCGAGGUUUUAUGGAAUCCUUUUGAUGACAUAGUCCCAAGGCGGGUGGCUGAGAAGCCUGUUUCUCAAACCACGAUUGAUGCCACCAAAAAGGAUCAGAAGCAGAAAGCUGUUAAGAAGUUGAGUGUGUUAUCCUUUGGAGAAGAAGUUGAAGAGGGUGAAAAAGAGGCAGCAACCAUGAAUGACAAAAUUAAGAGCAUUCAUGAUGUAUUAAAUGAUCCUCGCUUUAUUAAAGAAGAAGAACAAAAGAAUGAUUUGUUGGAUCCAGCAGAAGUUGAAAGAAGAAAGGACGUUCAGUUGUCCAUCAGAGAGGCUUUAAGCUCCAAAAAAGGGUGUUCUAGUAAGGAUCAAGAAGCUAAUUCUCUUGAUGCUUCUGAUCAUAGUGAUGAUGAUGACGGUGAUGAGGCGAAAUUUGAUGAACGCAUGCGAUUGCAAAUUCUAAGAAAGCGCAAAGAACUCGGUGAUAUUAAAAAUAAUGAAAAAUUUUCAAAAGGUAAUUUAUUUUCCUCAGAUAUCUCUAUGAUACAUUUGCUUGCCAAAUAA